Messenger RNA from Amoebophrya sp. A120, 928 nucleotides. Lineage: Eukaryota; Dinophyceae; Syndiniales; Amoebophryaceae. The record is from the annotation of a GenBank genome assembly.
AGAUGGAUCAUAGCUGGUGCCGUGUCCUCGUAGAUAUGGACCCAACAGACUUGUAGUUUGCUAUACGUACUUACUUCAUUCACAUCCAGUUCGGAAAAAACGAUACUUCUCCGCCUCCAAUACUUCUGACCCGGAACAAGGGGGAUCGACUCUGCGGGUGCGGGUUGCGGGGGUGUGUCCUAGAGUGCGGUGGAACAGCAUAAGGAUGGAGUUGAGCGGCGGACACUCCGCUGCGUCGGUACACAUAGGAACUCGCGCGGCAAGCAGCUCUACUUCGACAGCAGAUCGUUACGUCGAAUUCCCGUCUUUUCCACAGGAUCCAUUACGAAUCAAGAAUGAAGUCGAUGGAACCUCCCAGGGCGACGAAGCGUGGUCUUCGACUGGCGGCAACGCCUCGCAAAACCCUUCCUUUUCGUCCUGUUUCCCCCGUUCCUUCGUCCAGACCCAGAGCGCAACCCUAGCGAAUCUGAACAGGACAGCCGGUGUGGCACGAGGUGUUGAAAAUGCGGGUGGCAGCACUGCGUGUAACAACUUGGUGGACGACGGCGCGGCAGCCGCGGUUUCGGAAAAUGCGCUUCCGCUGAAGCACACCAGUAACAGUAUCCUGCAAGAAAUGGCAAACGAGGCCGGUCUUGACGAGGUUUCUUCAGCAACAUUAGCGUGCUCCUCCUCGACGAAAAGGUCCGCGAGCAACGUCUCCUGUACGAGUUUGAUCUGCAGCAGCACCGAAAAGCAAUUCUACGUGAAAAUGGAGCUGGCUCGGGCCAGGGACCUGUUCUCCAUCCCCGAGUCCGUCCUGGGCUAUUCGUUGACUGUCGAAGCCAGCGGGACGAGAUUCACACACAACAGUGCGGAAUCCUCAAAGGCGACGAAGCGACUGAACCCCCCCCCCCCUUUUCCUCGACGCAGGGAGGCAAAAAAAAGAUGA